AUGGAGCACCCGAAGAACAAUCAGCUUCCAAACAAAUCGAUGAUGAGUCACUUAUCUGUCAAAGCUUCAUGCCGUAAAUUGCAUGAAGCUUUGAGUCGCUUGAACGGACCCGUGCGCGAUCUGUUUUCAACAACUAGCUUCGGUUACUCAUUGGACUUACCAGCUCAGUCCGAAGACGGACUUCUUAUUCAUGGGCUGUUACUUCAUAUGUUGCGUCCUACUGCUGAAACGGACACCGCUGAACGCCUAUAUUUUAGGUUUUCUAGAUGUUCUCGUGGGGGAGUUAUCUAUGGAGUAAAACAUACCCUAAAUUGUCGGGAGGUUAACUUGGGAGAAAGUCUACGAUCUUUUCGAUGUUCAUCAGGACGAGGCGCAUCAACCGAAAAAAAAAAGAUGAUUGCCUCAGAUGCCGAGGCCUCUACUUCACAUUAUCUGUCAUAUAUUACUAGUUUGAAUUGUGAAUCGUCUGAAGUCCCUUCUUCUGUACGCUACAACUUUAGAAAUGAUGUAAGGGGCAUCUUCGUCAAAAACAAGCUGUGGAAACAACCAAUCUUUCAAGUCUACAAAGCGAACUCAUAUGGUGGAAAUUACCAAAAGACCGCGCGAGAAAUAAUGGCAAGACUUGAAUCUUUGAAGGAAGAAAUCCGAGGAUUGAAAAAUAAAGGUGGAACUCGAGACGGUGAUGAUUUGGAACAGUUUUUUAAUGACACUUUUGAGGGGAAUGAGGAUGUGGUAUAUAGUCCACAACAAUCAAAUAGAGUUAACGAGGAUGAUCAUGUUGUUAAUCCACUAGAGGAUGAUUCUAGAAAACAAAUCGCGGAUGUGAAGAAGAAUAAAAAGAAGAAGGUUGUUGCUAGCGACAUUGUGGAUGCGGAAAAUCAUAUACCCAUGCCUGUUGUUAAAGAAGGUCGUGCGGUUAGGCAAUUGAAACCUUCUCAAUAUCUUAGUUCUCGUUAUGUUUUGGUAAGUUCAAAAUGCCCCCGAUAUCGUACAGGUGGGGUAAUACACAACGAACAACCGCCCCCCGUAUUUGUCAGCGAUCCCUCAUCACUUUUAAUGGAGCCGUAUGUGAAUUCGGGUUGUAAUGCUCCUGCUCUAUACAUGGGCAACAAACCGACUGUUUUUUUUUUGAAACAUCGGUUAUACAAUGAAAAAAUGGAAGCAAGGUUUUGGGAUCGGAUUUUUUAUGCAAGUGAAAUGGGAUUUUUAGAUGAAGCGGCAGGAAGUGCAACGGGAAAUCCGUUUGACCCAUUGGAUGGAUGUAAAUCUUGGCUGGAAGUUGACCGUGUUUACUUUCCAAUAUGCAUCAACCCACAUCAUUGGGUACUUGGCGAGUUAUGGAUGGACACGCUGUCAUUGAAUUUCUACGACAACUUCCGAUUAUUUGGCGCCGUGAAGAUUAUUCAUUUUUUUCGGUUUGAAGAGCUUAUAGACCGCAUUCUGGUGGAAAUUUCGUAUUGGAACCACAUGGGUCGACCGAUUGGUAUAUCGAUGGCAACUGUUGUUGCUGCUACUCAGUUUCGUUAUAGGAUGGCCAUGAUAUAUUAUGGAUCUUCUAUACAGUCGAUUUUGAGUUAG
Molecule: messenger RNA, 1578 nt
Organism: Lactuca saligna
Lineage: Eukaryota; Viridiplantae; Streptophyta; Magnoliopsida; Asterales; Asteraceae
Source: the annotation of a GenBank genome assembly